This is a messenger RNA of Laccaria bicolor S238N-H82, 561 nucleotides long. RefSeq lists its product as uncharacterized. The transcript has a single exon. The record is from RefSeq and is a predicted model, not a curated record. Lineage: Eukaryota; Fungi; Basidiomycota; Agaricomycetes; Agaricales; Hydnangiaceae. Bases 1 to 561 code for a protein of 186 amino acids.
AUGUCGGCAACGAAUUUAAAUUUCAAGCCUCCCUCAUCUCCAACGACGGCCGACCUACCCCCUGCACGGCAAGGAAAGAUGCUCAAGCCCGUCUCACCCCCAUUAGCGUCAACGAGGCUCUACCGCUUCAUAUACAUCCUGCUCUUCCUCACCACCCUCCUCAGUGCAUUCUACGCCUACCGCACAGUUCAAUAUAAGAAGGAGGUGGGUGGGUGGUGGAAUCUCGCCUUGGGCAAAAAGCCAGCACAGUUUAAGGCGGAGAGGAGGCCUUCGUGCAGGAGGGAAGAAAGCGUGGAGGAGAGGAUUAAUGCGCUUGCCAAAGCGCUCGGAAUGCCGUCGAAAGAUUUGGCUGUGGCGAUUGCGAGUGCGGUUCGGGAGUAUGUUCCACCAGCGAGUCUGUCGUCCGUGGCGGCGAAGGAGAGUGGACCGGUCGUAGAGGCGCUGGUGAAGGGAAAAGCUGGCGAUCACUCGGAGGAGAGUGCAGAGGCUGCAGAGUCUACUGGAGUGGCAGGCAGAGUUUUCAGUGGGAUUGAGAACUUUGUUGGAAUGGACGAAAUCUGA